This is a messenger RNA of Callorhinus ursinus (northern fur seal), 1113 nucleotides long. It is a transcript of the gene CA14, whose product is annotated as carbonic anhydrase 14. Gene Ontology annotation, molecular function: zinc ion binding; carbonate dehydratase activity. The record is from RefSeq and is a predicted model, not a curated record. NCBI's taxonomy places the organism in Eukaryota, Metazoa, Chordata, Mammalia, Carnivora, Otariidae. Gene Ontology annotation, cellular component: plasma membrane.
CUCUCCCUCUCCCUCCCUCUCCCUCUCCCCCCCAACUCCUUCUCUGCCAACCCUAGUCCUCUAGUCCCCAAACUCCCAGUACCUGCUUCUUGCGGGGACACCAUGUUGUUCUUCACUCUCCUGCUGGAGGUGAUUUGGAUCCUGGCUGCCGAAGGGGGUCAACACUGGACAUAUGAGGGCCCACAUGGUCAAGACCACUGGCCAGCCUCUUACCCUGAGUGUGGAAGCAAUGCCCAAUCCCCCAUCAAUAUCCAGACAGACAGAGUGACUUUUGACCCUGAGUUGCCCGCUCUGCAGCCCCAUGGAUAUGACCAGCCUAGCACUGAGCCUUUGGACCUGCACAACAAUGGCCACACAGUGCAACUCUCUCUGCCCCCUACCAUGUAUCUGGAGGGACUUCCUCGAAAAUAUGUAGCUGCCCAGCUCCACCUGCACUGGGGUGAGACAGGGUCCCUGGGCGGAUCAGAGCACCAGAUCAACAGUGAAGCCACAGUUGCAGAGCUCCACAUUGUACAUUAUGAUUCUGAUUCCUAUGACAGCUUGAGUGAGGCUGCUCCGAAGCCUCAGGGCCUGGCUGUCUUGGGCAUCCUCAUUGAGGUGGGUGAGACCAAGAAUCCAGUUUAUGAACACAUCCUGAGUCACUUGCAUGAAAUUAGGCAUAAAGAUCAGAAGACUUCAGUGCCUCCCUUCAACGUGGGAGAGCUGCUCCCCCCACAGCUGGACCAGUUCUUCCGUUACAACGGCUCGCUCACCACACCCCCCUGCUACCAGAGCGUGCUCUGGACAGUCUUCAGUCGAAGGGCUCAGAUUUCGAUGGGACAGCUGGAAGAGCUUCAGGAGACAUUGUUCUCCACAGAAGAGGUGCCCUCUAAGCUCCUGGUACGGAACUACCGAGCCCCCCAGCCUCUCAAUCAGCGAACAGUCUUUGCUUCUUUCAUCCAAGCGAGAUCCUCCUACACUACAGGUGAAAUGCUGAGUUUAGGAGUGGGAAUCUUGGUUGGCUGUCUUUGUCUUCUACUGGCUGUUUAUUUCAUCGCUAGGAAGAUUCGGAAGAAGAGGCUAGGAAACCGGAAAAGCGUGGUCUUCACCUCGGCACGAGCCACAGAGGCAUAG